ACCCGUCGCGGGGUAUACGUUUCGCGUAUUUUUUUUUUCAUAUUCUUUUCGGUAUUGUUUUAGUUUUUUGAUUUUUCUUUUUUCUUUUGUUUCAGUUUUUACAUUCAUUCUGCUUGUGUUUGUUUUGUUUUUAGUUGAUUUUGUUUUUAAUUCAUGGUUUUUUUUAUUUUUCAGAUGCAGGCCAUCCGGAGGAAGCGGACCUACCUGAGGGAGGCCAAUGCGUGGCUGCGCUGGGAGGACGCAGAGGGUGAAACCCUGGAAGGCGAAAAUAUUUUCGCCAUCCAGGAUUUGCACGCCAGGGCCGCCAAAUGGUUGGCGGAUUCCGAGGACGAGGCCUACAUGCGCGGAGCUCGCUGGGAGGGAGGUGUCGGCCCAGACACCCCGAGAGCGCGGUGGAUCCGCGCUCUGAGGCGCGAGUCGCGCCAGUUCGAGGCCGAGGGUGAGCAGGUGCUCGCCCUAUACGACGUCGAGGAUGCCUGGGCCCUCAGGAUCCUCUUCGGGGAGGAGCCCACCCAGCCCGACCUGACGGAGGAGGACUGGUCCCUGGAGCAGUGGGACUGA
Diachasmimorpha longicaudata is the source of this 561-nucleotide messenger RNA. RefSeq lists its product as uncharacterized. Bases 154 to 561 code for a protein of 135 amino acids. The transcript has 2 exons. The record is from RefSeq and is a predicted model, not a curated record. NCBI's taxonomy places the organism in Eukaryota, Metazoa, Arthropoda, Insecta, Hymenoptera, Braconidae.